Messenger RNA from Sitodiplosis mosellana (orange wheat blossom midge), 8121 nucleotides. RefSeq names its product insulin-like receptor. Bases 1622 to 7201 code for a protein of 1859 amino acids. Gene Ontology annotation, biological process: positive regulation of MAPK cascade; positive regulation of kinase activity; glucose homeostasis. NCBI's taxonomy places the organism in Eukaryota, Metazoa, Arthropoda, Insecta, Diptera, Cecidomyiidae. The record is from RefSeq and is a predicted model, not a curated record. Gene Ontology annotation, cellular component: insulin receptor complex; membrane; axon. Gene Ontology annotation, molecular function: ATP binding; insulin receptor activity; insulin receptor substrate binding. The transcript is spliced from 16 exons.
GCUGUUUAGUUGGCCUUUCAGUGUAUUGAACUUUGUGUGUUUGCGCGCCUUUAUCGCUCUCCGGUGUGUUCUAUUUUGCGCGCGUGCAUACGCUUCCAUGUAGACGACGGCUACAACUACACGAUGACGGUAACGGCGACAGCGGCAGCAGUGGAGAGACAACGAAAACAACAAACAAAUGUAUAGGGUGCGCUUCAGACGUUGACUCAACACCCAAUUGCAUGCAAUCGUGUGUCUUGGGCGAACAAGAACGCCCUGUAGAACAGCACAGCAUUUCGUGCGCGCCUUAAGAAUGUAGACGCAUGUGUAUGGGUGAAACGCGCGCACGUCUAUCUAUGUACGGAACGCGAGAAGCGAGUAAAAGUGUGUUCGAAGCAGGGCGGUUCAACAAAAAACUCAUGCUGCACAGCACCAACAUAUCGGUUCGGUAUCGUUGUCAACCGAUCGCAUUUCUCCACGAAACACCCUGUUUCAAAAAUAAAAUACGAAGUUCAAGCAUUUUUGUUUCUUUCGUUUGGUCGGUCGGUCCUUCGUUUGUUGUGUCAAUGUUGUGCCGCUUUCUUCUUCUGAAUAUAUCAGUACGGCCUGUUGUUGUUGUUGCUGCUGCUGCUAUUAUCAUUGUUAUUACUGUUAUUAUUAUUAUGGUUGUUGUUAUUACUGUUAUUAUUUGUGUGUUCCCGUCGUGUGCUCGCUCUGUGAUACACACAAUCGAGACUUCUUUCACGCAAGGCGUUCGAUGUACGCGACAGUUAUAUAGAUUUGAGUGUACCGUACACACACGGUUUGUAGUGUAAUGUGCGAUUAAGUGAUUACUUUGUCUCUGCCUACAGAAAGGAAAAAAAAAACAGAACGACGACAAAUAGAAAUCAAUUCGAAAUACUACGUUCCGGACUUAACGGAUCGAACUUGUUUUGGACUUUCAUCAUUGCAAAAUACCAAUUCGAAAUAAUAAAAAACCAUCGUCAUUCCAGCGAAAAAAAAUCCCCGGAAAAGUGACAAAGAAACUCCGAAGAAGAAGAAGAAGAAGAAGAAAUGUAAGAAAUUCAACAGCAACAUAAACAACGACGUGCAAGUGUUUUAGUGACCAUAGAAUUAUCACAAAAGUAAUAAAAAGAAGAAGAAGAGAAAAGAUUAAAUUCGAGAUGAUGGUGUUUCACUCGUUUGCCAAAAUCAUCUGAGACUUUGAAAUAUCAAUAAAUUUACUUGUUUCAAUGUUAAACUGUGUGUGAAAAUUAUGUUGUGUGAAGUGAACAUUGAUGAUCCAGAUACGAAUCCAGUACAAUAUUACACGAAAGCAAAACGAUUGCGAUAUUCAAAUUGAAGGAUUAUUCGUAUCGAAGAAAAAAAAAACAAUUGAAAAAUUUACGUUUGAAAACUAAUUGAUGACAAAAACAACAACAAAAAGAAACAAAAUUAUUAUACGUCGUAAAAAUUAGUUCGUCACAACUCGAUAGCUGAUCGAUAGGUGUCUAACAUCGUGGUGAGAGUUCAUUGUCCAUUGAUCUACGGGGAGGUAUUUGUGUGUUAUAUUGAUUGGACCAUGUUAGUCAUUUGCAAAUGUUAACAAAAUUGAUCCCGAAAUGUUCGCCAGAUAUCGAUUCGUGUAAGAUUAUUUGAUGAGAUGCAUAUGUUUACAAUCGAGAUGCUUCCAAACUUAUGCAGACAUUGCGCGAAACAUCAUUUGGAUACGCAGCAGCAUCAGCAAAGUAGGGAACAUCUUGAUUCGACCAAUUUCCACAAGUCCAUCUGGCUGCUGCUAACGAUUGCACGCAAAAAACUGAAUCAAAUUCGUGAUUUAUCGCACAACGAAAAUGAGCAAAAUGAAAAUCGCAAUGCCACGAAUGAAAAUACGUUAAAUCUAUUGAAUGUUAUGGCCCAUCACAACAACGAUCAAUCUUUGCAAUGCAAUAAUAAAAGUCUGGUGACCCAAACGCAGUCGAUUCACGGCGAAGAAUCGGUUCAGAACGGUGGUUCAUCAGUGUUUGUAGCGGAAUCUAGAAAAAUGAACAUUUUAACGAAUGAUGAUGUUGGCACAUCAUUUUUUAAUGGUGCUUUGGUUGAUGUUCGUACACCACAAACGGUGCGAAACAUUGAUAUGCAGCAGAAGCAGGAGCAGCAGGUGACGCUAUCGUUAGAUGAAACAACGGCAAUGAAGCGGUCGCAUUGCUUGCCAUCAUCGUCAACAUUACGACCGUGCAUCCAUUGUCGAUGUGCAGGUGCACACAGCAGUAGUGACACAAAUGCACAGCAAACGCAAAAUCCAGAGCCGAAGCAUUCGGUUCAAAAGAAUAGUAAUUUAAAUUUAAACGUGCAUGAAAAAACACACGAAAAUCCAAAUAGUUUAAGUCAACAAACAAAUCAUACAGAUCGUUUAGCUAACAGUAGUGAUUUAAAUCGAUGUAUCGUGUAUGGCAUUGAUCCAUAUGGUUCAAGUCGUAGUGUUAGAACAUUUUGUGCUAAUUAUUCGAAUAAUCAUCCGAGAAAAAACGCUUAUGUCAAUCAUCGAUGGCCAUAUGCAAUAUCGUCUACAAUGAAUUUUUCACACGUGCUCUUAAUAUGUGUCGCAUUCAUGGUAUUCGGUGUAAGAAAUGCAGUGAUCAUGGCAGACGACACACCGGCCAACACAAAUCUAAGUAUGACGGAAAACGGAAUAUGCAGUAGCAAAGACAUUCGAAAUUCGGUGAAAAAUUUCAACGAACUGAAAGGUUGCCGCGUUAUUGAAGGAUUUCUUAUGAUUACACUUAUUGAUAAGUACAACGAAACGGAUUAUGAUGGCCUCGAAUUUCCACUGCUCACCGAAGUCACUGAAUUUUUGCUAGUAUACCGUGUGAAUGGACUCAAAUCACUCGGCAAACUAUUUCCAAAUCUACGCAUCAUCCGUGGCAAUGUUUUGAUUCAUGAUUUUUCCUUCAUUAUCUUUGAAAUGAUGCAUCUACAGGAAAUCGGUUUGACGUCGCUAAUCAAAAUUCCACGCGGUUCUGUUCGCAUCGAAAAGAAUCCAGCACUUUGUUUCGUUGACACAAUCGAUUGGUCGUUAAUCACAUCAGGCAGCAAGGAGAAUAUGUUCAGUAAUAAUAAAGCGGUGAACGAGUGCCCGACCUGUCCUGGUGGAAAUAAGAACGAUAACAAUAAUAGUGAACUGUCAAAAUCGAAUGCCGAUGCAAUUGUCUGCCCGGAAGCAGCUGGACGGCGAUUGUGUUGGAACCAUCAACAAUGCCAAAUAAUUUGCCCAGCAAAAUGCGGAAACUUAACUUGCAAUGAAAACGGACAGUGUUGUGAUGAAUCAUGCCUUGGUUGUUCCAAUGAAAAUCCAAAUGUAUGCUUGUCAUGCCGCUAUCUCAGUUUCGGCAAUGUUUCGAAUCGUCAAUGCGUUCAAAAUUGUCCGGCAAAUACAUUUGCACAUGAGAAUCGUCGAUGUGUCACAGAGGAUGAGUGUCGUGCCAUCAAAAAACCGGUCUUCGUCAAAUACGAUUUCAAUCUGUUAGACUAUCCAUACAUUCCACGCCACGAUGGUAAAUGCGCCACCGAUUGCCCGAGCAACUUUUAUCCCGAUGGACCGAGCGGAAAACGUGAAUGCAUCCCGUGCAAAGGAAGCUGCAAAAAAGAGUGCCCGCCCGGCAACAUUGACAGUAUAUCGACGGCGCAACGGUAUCGUGGAUGUACACAUAUCAAAGGACCAUUUGUGAUUAACAUUCGAAAUCAAGGCGGUCAUAAUAUUGUGCGAGAAUUGGAAACCUUUUUAUCGGAUAUCGAAGUAAUCGAAGGUCCAUUGUCGAUUGUUCGUUCGUAUCCAUUGCUUUCAUUGGGAUUCUUUAAAAAAUUACGAAUUGUUGAAGGCGACACCACCGGAAAAGAAAAGUACGGCUUCAAAGUAUUGGAAAAUCAAAAUCUUCAGGCACUGUUCACACAAAAUGUCACCAUCCAACACGGUCGCAUGUUUUUCCACUUUAAUCCCAAACUCUGCAUGAACAUUAUCGAGGGGUUCAAAGACAAUGUUCUCGAUUUGCGCAACGUAUCAAAAUUGCCAGCCGAUGAAGUGGCACCCAACUCGAAUGGCGACAAAACGGCCUGCAAUGUCACAAGUUUAGAGGUUGAAAUUAAAACAUUUAGUCACAAUGUUGUUGUGAUGGAGCUGAAACCAUUGCCGUAUGAAGAUGAACGCCAACUGCUCGGCUACUUGCUGUACUAUAUGCCGGCUCCAUAUCAAAAUGUCACGAUGUUCGAUGGACGCGAUGCUUGCGGCGGUGAUGGAUGGCAAGUGGAUGAUGUACCUGACAAUAAUCGCAAUUCAACACCCGUUUCAAUCAUCGCAACACACUUGAAACCAUACACACAGUAUGCAUACUUCAUUCGAACAUACACCGUUGCCAGUGAACAACGCGGUGGUAUUACACCAAUCAAAUAUUUUCGAACAGCACCAUAUAAGCCCGAAUCCGUCACGAAGCUCUCGGUUGCUCCAAAUGGCAGCUCAGAAAUCAUUGUGAAAUGGGGGCCACCAGUUCAUGCACAUGGCAAUUUAACCAAAUACAUCGUGAAAUCUUCAAUGGUACCGGAUGAUCCACAGCUCUUAGAUCUUCGAAAUUAUUGUAACGAACCAUUGGGCAUCGAAGCCAAAAUCCCAACAUCUAUCAAACCGAAUGAAGUGAAAGAGAAGGAAAAGCAAGACACCACACUGGAUUCUGGAUGUAGUUGUGACAGCGAGGACGGUCGAGAGAAAACCAAGUUCUCAGACGAAGAUGCCGAACAGUUAAUCGAAUUUGAAGACGAACUGCAUAAUACGGUUUAUGUUCGACAAGAAAAUCUACGACGGCGUCGAGAUGUUUCAGCACAAAUGUACAUGAGUGAUGGCACAACUUAUACCAUGAUCAAAACACGGCACCGACGUUCAAGCAACUCAACAGUGAACCAACCGGAAAUUUUUCCAAUCCAACCAAAUGUAAAACCCGAAACAAAACCAGCCACUGACGAUAAAGUUGACAAAAUGGAUCCAACAAACACCUACUACACAUACGUGUACAGAGAAGUGAAUGCAUCAGUUUUUACGUUGACUUUGAGUCAGCUCAAACACUAUUCGUACUACUCGAUAACAGUGAAAGCGUGUCGCGAAGGAACUGGUGACAACUGCGGUAAUGAAAUGAUUGCUUAUCAACGAACUGGAAAGAUUGAGGCUGCAGACGAUGUCACAUAUGUAGCAGUUGAAAAAUUGCCAGUUUCAAAUCACAGCACCGGUGUACGACUGUCGUGGAACGAACCGGAGAAUCCAAAUGGCAUGAUCGUUAGCUAUAAUAUUCGUUAUGGGCGCGUUGAUAUCGAACAUGCAAAAUACCAAGACAUUUGCAUCACACAAAAUCUGUAUCGUGAACAGGGCAGAUCACACAUAAUUACCGAAAUGGUAAAUGGAAACUAUUCGUUCACAGUUGUUGCCAACUCAUUGGCUGGUUCGAAUACACGCUGGUCGAAGCCCGUCUAUCACAAUGUCGAUGAACCAACAUUGUCUCCCACAAUCAUUGUGAUCAUUGUAUUCUCGGUCAUUCUGGUACUGUGUGGCAUCGGAGCGUUAGCAUGGUUUUAUCGUCGUAAAUACGGGCCACCCGAUUCAAGGAUCAAAAUCAUUGCGUCUGUCAAUCCGGAAUAUGUUAGCAUGCAAUAUACGCCGGACGAAUGGGAAAUUCCACGCGAGAAAAUAAUUCAAUUGAAUGAAUUGGGUCAAGGAUCGUUUGGUAUGGUGUAUGAAGGAGUCGUAUUGAAUUUGGAUCGAGACCAUGAUCGAAUACGUUGUGCUAUCAAAACAGUCAAUGAAAAUGCAACCGAUCGCGAACGAAUCAAUUUCCUGAAAGAAGCCGCUGUUAUGAAAGCAUUCGAUACGCAUCACGUCGUUCGAUUGUUGGGUGUUGUUUCGCGUGGCCAACCGGUGCUGGUGAUAAUGGAACUGAUGGUUAACGGUGAUUUGAAAGGUUUCUUGCGUUCACAUCGUCCCGAAACUGGUAACGAUGUACAACCGCCAACGCUGCGACAAAUCUUACAAAUGUCCAUUGAAAUUGCUGACGGUAUGGCGUAUUUGGCAGCAAAGAAAUUCGUUCAUCGCGAUUUAGCGGCGAGAAAUUGCAUGGUGGCCGAAGAUUUGACCGUAAAAAUUGGCGAUUUCGGUAUGACUCGUGAUAUUUACGAGACAGAUUAUUACCGAAAAGGUACCAAAGGGUUACUUCCAGUUCGAUGGAUGGCACCGGAAAGUUUAAAAGAUGGUGUAUUCUCAAGCUCCAGCGAUGUAUUCAGCUUUGGUAUUGUGCUGUGGGAAAUGGCUACAUUAGCCUCACAACCAUAUCAAGGUUUAUCAAAUGAUCAAGUAUUACGUUAUGUUAUCGACGGUGGUGUGAUGGAACGACCAGAAAACUGUCCGGAACGAAUAUACACAUUGAUGUGCCGGUGCUGGCAGCAUCGGCCUUCGGCGCGUCCAACAUUCAUGCAAAUUGUUUCGAUGUUGCUAGACGAAGCGAAACCGAAUUUCCGGCAAGUUUCAUUCUAUCAUUCGCAACCUGGCCAAGAGCUACUUCAGCUUCCACAACAUCAACUGAUGGAGGUGGUUGAUGUUCGGACACCGCUGCGUGCCGAAGAGGAAAAUUUCAGUGUCGGUGCUGAUGAUGACGAUGAUCCAGAGGAUCCAAACAGUUUCCUCAUGUCGGAAAAACGUAAUAUUAGCCAUCAGUCAGCAAGUGCCAGCGGUCCAUCGAACUCGCCUUUGAGAGCCGAAAAAAGCAGUACAAUACCAGAUAUAAGUAAAGCAGUUCCAAAAAAUUCGUCACAUCAAUUCAAAUUGCCAUUGCUGUCAAAAGCAUCACAACAUCAACCAUCAACAUCAUUGUCAUUCUUCAAUACAUUACUACCAUCAAAUAAGCCCGCCACCAACUCAGCAAGUGCCCUUGCGUCGCGUACAAUACAUUGCAAUGAUUCGGAACCACAACAGCAACAACUACAUCCGCAGCCCGACAGUAGUAGCGAAUCGACGGCCAUUCUAAUGCCCCCCAACAAUAGCACAAAUUUAUUUGGUCGCAACGGUAUUAAGUCAAAUUUCAAUCAGUUGGCCCGCAUGACAUUCGGCGACAGUGCAAAUGCCAACAACACAGGUGACAAAUCAAAUAAUGAUUAUUGCAAUACUAGUACUGGUGAUGCCAAAGCCUAUAAAUUAUUAAAUUCACUCAGCUAAAAACCAUGCGUUCAUCUAAACUAGCUUUACGUUAUCGAUAUUUCUUUUUUUUUCUGUCUUUUUAUUAAUUAUUAUUCUUAUUAUUAUUAUUUCUUUGUUCAAAUCAUUCUACCAUGUACAUGCGAAUUUGAGCGCGAUCCCAAAACACGAAAAAAAAGAGAGAGAACCACACUUUAUCUAACAUUGUUAACUAUCAGUCCUAUCAUAAGCAUAUGUAAGCGGGAAUAAUUUUAGUAUGAGGUACCUAAACAAAAGCAAAGAGCAGAAAUUGACGCAUAAAAGGGAAGAGAAAUGAAAUUGCGAAUCGAAAUGAAUCACUUUAAAAUUUUCAAAGAAGACACACUUUCUACUAUUGACAGCGAAGAAUAUUAUCUAUUUAAGAAAUGCCCAUAUCUAAAGCAUGUAUCGAGGUUCAACCAAGAUAGACCAAACGAAAGCGUAUGAAAAAGAAGCAAAAACGAAAAUUUGUGUAGAGUAAAAUCCGGAGAGAGACAAAAAAAACACUUCUAUUCGAUGGGAAAUAGUAACUAUUUUAAAGAACAAGUAGAUGAUCGAGAAGAAGAACAAAAAGAAGAAAAUCUAUAUACUAAGAGAUAAUAAUUGUUGUAAAACAUCGAGCAAAAUCUACGAUUUGAAGAGUGUUGAUCUUUCAUUGCUUCCUACAAAUUAACACAUUCGAAUGAAUGAAAUGUUGGAAGUAGAAAACUUUGAUUCAAAAUAGUUUUUAUCAGAUUCACUCGAGCAAAAAUUCCCGUAUCAUUAUUUUUUUUUUGCAAUGAGAACUGCUUAUUUUUAUCAAUUUUCACAGAAUGGAAAUCAAUCAAGGCCAAUUUCUUUUAAAAGAACCGGAUAUUAAGUUAGCAUGUUAUAAUGUUGCAUUUAUUUAUGGAGCAUAAUUAAAACUAAAACACACAACACAA